Pistacia vera is the source of this 993-nucleotide messenger RNA. Its product is annotated as ADP-ribosylation factor-like. The coding region runs from base 169 to 669 and encodes 166 amino acids. Gene Ontology annotation, cellular component: cytoplasm. Gene Ontology annotation, biological process: intracellular protein transport; vesicle-mediated transport. The record is from RefSeq and is a predicted model, not a curated record. The transcript is spliced from 7 exons. NCBI's taxonomy places the organism in Eukaryota, Viridiplantae, Streptophyta, Magnoliopsida, Sapindales, Anacardiaceae. Gene Ontology annotation, molecular function: GTP binding; GTPase activity.
UACACUGAAGCCAGGUGCAUUUCCGUUAUUCUCAACAAAUUCACUGCCCUUGCUCUCCUCUUUAUAAAUAUCCCUGCUUCACAUUUCUCAUCCCAUAACCCAUAUUUCGCGUUGUUGUGAAGCUUUAUUCUCCUCUCUCCUUCUCUCAAGGGUCUACAGCCAGGAAAAAUGGGGUUGACAUUCACAAAGCUGUUCAGCCGGCUUUUUGCCAAGAAAGAGAUGCGUAUUCUUAUGGUUGGUCUCGAUGCAGCUGGUAAGACCACCAUCUUGUACAAGCUCAAGCUCGGAGAGAUUGUGACCACAAUUCCUACUAUUGGGUUUAAUGUGGAGACUGUGGAAUAUAAGAACAUUAGCUUCACUGUGUGGGAUGUCGGGGGUCAGGACAAGAUUCGUCCCUUGUGGAGGCACUAUUUCCAGAAUACUCAGGGUCUCAUUUUUGUGGUGGAUAGCAAUGACAGAGACCGUAUUGUUGAGGCAAGGGAAGAACUGCAUAGGAUGUUGAAUGAGGAUGAGUUGCGAGAUGCUGUCUUGCUGGUAUUCGCUAACAAACAGGAUCUUCCAAAUGCAAUGAAUGCUGCUGAGAUUACUGAUAAACUCGGCCUCCACUCCCUCAGGCAGCGUCACUGGUACAUCCAAAGCACCUGUGCAACCUCUGGUGAGGGUCUUUAAGAAGGUCUGGAUUGGCUAUCCAACAACAUUGCUAACAAGGCAUGAAGCCAUUAAAGAUCAUUUGCGGACUGGCAAUUCUGGAUGCAGGGGUGAAUAUUAUCUAUUUUUUUUUUUUUUUUUUUAAAAAUUCCUUUUUGCUUGAGACAGUUGGAUUGUUGUUUUGCUAUAUUUGUUUUUAGGACCUUAUGACUAUAUUGUAAUAGAAGAAUGGUUGGUUGGAUACAUGUACUUCCGAGCCUUCAGUUGGGUUUUAGAUGUGAUGCUUCUUUAUGUAAUUGAAACUAAUUUGGUGCAACACCCCUUUUUGAAUUUAGUUUUCUUUCA